AUGGUUAUCAAGAUAAUCACACCCAUUAUCCUAUAUCAGUGCUCAUCUGUUGAGGUGAAAGAAAGCAGCGAGGAAAGAUUCGACAAGAAACUUCACCAGGCUAUUGAUAGGACAGUGAAUAGUGAAAGUUGUGGUAGUUAUUUCAUUGAUGGAGAGACAAACAAAAAUUGGUUUGUGUAUCCUUGGAACUCAUUUCAUCUUUGGUUAUCGACAAUCUGGGAAACGUCUGAGGACUGGGAAUAUCAAGGUAAAAAUUGA
Penicillium taxi is the source of this 258-nucleotide messenger RNA. Its product is annotated as FAD/NAD(P)-binding domain-containing protein. NCBI's taxonomy places the organism in Eukaryota, Fungi, Ascomycota, Eurotiomycetes, Eurotiales, Aspergillaceae. The transcript has 2 exons. The coding region runs from base 1 to 258 and encodes 85 amino acids. The record is from RefSeq and is a predicted model, not a curated record.